GUGGUCAGUGCUGUCAGUGGUGUCAGUGCUGUCACUGCUGUCACUGCUGUGGAUGUAGUGGGAGGGGUGGCACAGGUGACCACCGAUGCCACACAUCUACUCCUUCAGACACCGCACACAUCUAUUGUAGACAAUUGUCUCAACAGUACUGCCAUUGAAGCCAUCGAUGGCAAGUGUGAGACCAUUAGUGGAUCUCAUGUCGACUCAAAACUGCAAGAAAUGGACAAAAAGUGUAAACAAUUUGAAAACGAGAACCAAUUGUUGAAAAGAGAUCUCAAACGCAAAGAGAAGAUAAUUAAAGCUUUGGUUCAGAAAUUGAGAUCAAAUCUGACAUCAACUCAGAAGACAGUGGACGCGAUUGAGAAACAGCUCUUAACUGACUGUUCCCUCGACUCUAACCCAAGAGUUGAUGACUUGGAUUCAGAAGCAAUAUUACCUCAAGAUUUCUUGGAUUUUGAGAUGAAUCAGGAACUGAUGUCCGAACCAUCGGUUGAAAGCGGAGAAUCAGAGUUGAGUUCAGCCGCUGACAACACAGACGGACACAACACUGACGGACACAACACAGACGAGGAAUGGUCUCCCAAAAAGAGCGGUUAUAGGAAACUAACAAAAGAUGGUAAAUACCGGUGCAAAUGGUUAGGUUGUGGUAAACUUUUCUCCCGUAACGCCAAUCUUACCCGUCAUUACAACACUCACCUCAGGAAUCGAUGUCAUGUCUGCCAAUGGACCGGUUGUGGCAAACGUUUCACUGAUCUCAACCAAUGCUCAACCCAUAGUAACCAGUUGUCUGAUGUAGACAUCGUCGCAAACAUACGGGCGAUAAGCCAUACAAAUGCUCGUGGAUUGGUUGCGAGGCUCAGUUUGGACAGGUAUGGACUCAAUGGGCGAACCAAACCAGUGAUCACUUAUAGCGUAAAUCAGGCCUCAAUACUAGCAUAUCAUCGCAAAUCACAUACCAGUGAACGUGAGGGCAGAAGUGAGACAAAGCAAUUGUUGACGUCUCAAACAAAUCAUGGUUUAAACGAGCCGUUUGUGUGCGAUUUGAUUGGUUGUGAAAAGACAUUUGAUAACGUGACUAAUCUUAGACGACAUCAGGCCAUACAUAACGGCACUCGACUUUAUUACUGCGAUUGGCAGGGAUGCGAUAAGAAUUUUCUUGAAUUAAGUGGUCUUAAACGUCACCGGCGAAUACAUACGGGUGAGCGGCCUUAUAAGUGCGAUUGGCCCGGAUGUGGGGCCCGCUAUAGUCAGUCCAGUCACUUAAGCACUCACAUCAAGUCACAUAAGAAUCAGAGGGACUAUAAGUGUUCGCUACCGGAGUGUGCUUUUGCUGGCGUUCGCAUGUCAGACCUUCGCAAACAUUUGCGGCGUAAACACAAGUGGCAACAGUCCGACUUCGACCACUUGGACACUGCCAUCGACACAGCCAUCGACACAGCCUUCCCACACAAUCUCAUUCAACACCACCUC
Messenger RNA from Medioppia subpectinata, 1470 nucleotides. The record is from the annotation of a GenBank genome assembly. NCBI's taxonomy places the organism in Eukaryota, Metazoa, Arthropoda, Arachnida, Sarcoptiformes, Oppiidae.